This is a messenger RNA of Platichthys flesus (European flounder), 4903 nucleotides long. RefSeq names its product protein associated with LIN7 1, MAGUK p55 family member a (gene pals1a). The transcript has 18 exons. Bases 339 to 2468 code for a protein of 709 amino acids. The record is from RefSeq and is a predicted model, not a curated record. Gene Ontology annotation, biological process: morphogenesis of an epithelial sheet; generation of neurons; establishment or maintenance of polarity of embryonic epithelium. Gene Ontology annotation, molecular function: protein binding. Gene Ontology annotation, cellular component: plasma membrane; adherens junction. Lineage: Eukaryota; Metazoa; Chordata; Actinopteri; Pleuronectiformes; Pleuronectidae.
GUGACAGUUUGAGAGGAGGAGCGGCAGUAAGAGCCCUGCUCCGCUGCUCCGCUACACCAGCAGUCAGCCUGUCACACACUUGUCUCACGAACUAAACCGAAGUUUUUCCAGCUCUCGGACUUAAACAGGAAACCUUAUCCACGAGCUCCCGGUCGGAUCCAACAGCCCAGGGCGGAGGUGGACGGCUCCGAAACACAGUAACGGUAUCAUGGCUGCCCUGUUUACGGAGCUUCCCUCCUAGACUUCCUUCAUAUCUACACCCACACAUACAUAAACCUCCCUGUAAACAACACAAACACUCAAUUUUGAGUUGUGGUGUGUGUGAGUAUAUGUGAAGGAUGACAACCUCCCAUUUGAAUGGCCAUGUUGCUGUGGAGGGAGGGGGAGGAGGAGGGGAUGAAGAUCUCAGGGGAGGACAGCAGCACAGAGAAAUGGCCAUCGACUGUCCGGGAGAGCUGGGGGGUCGGAUGCUACCGCUCCGACGUUCUGCACAGCUGGAGAGGAUACGACAACAUCAGGAGGACCUUCGGCGUCGUAGAGAGGAGGAGGGUCGGCAGCUUGACCUGAACGCCUCACUCAGGCUCAGGAAGCUCUCCCAGAAUCCCCACAUCGGCAUAGACAAUCCUACAUUCCUGGAAGAUGCAUACAUACCGCAGCAGACAUUGCUCAGCACCCAGCACGCACAUGCACUGCUAGAGUUGGAGGAGUUGUUGUUGUCCCUGAAACAGGUCCGAGGCUGCCUGUCCGACCAGCAGAGUCAAAAUGACAUAGAGCUGGUACUUGCACUACUAAACAAGUCUGACUUCCAGUCAGCGCUGAAGAUCCACAAUGCUGUGGCCACCAGCAUGCACCGACCCUCUCCUCCGUACCCUCACACACACCAGGCACUUCAGCUGGCCAUGGAGGUAAGGGAUCUCAUCCAGUCAAGUCAGAACAAAGAGGGACUUGAACUCCACAGCCUGCUGUCAGACACACACGUCCAGUCGAUGCUCCUGGCCCAUGACAGCAUAGCAGAGACGGAAAUGCAGCCCGAAGCAGUGCCUGACCAGGGAGAAACACUGACCCAGUGGGGAGGAGAGACUGUCAAGAUCGUUCGCAUAGAGAAGGCCCAAGAUGUACCACUGGGAGCGACUGUUCGUAAUGAAAUGGACAGUGUUGUGAUUAGUCGCAUUGUUCGCGGCGGAGCAGCUGAGCGGAGUGGACUGUUAUCAGAGGGAGAUGAAAUCUUGGAGAUCAACAGCAUUGAGAUAAGAGGGAAAGAUGUCAACCAAGUCUUUGACAUUCUCGCGGACAUGCAUGGCCUACUGACCUUUGUGCUGAUUCCCAGCAAUCAGAGUAAACCUCCUCCUGUCAAAGAGACUGUGGUUCAUGUGAAGGCUCAUUUUGACUACGACCCCUCAGAUGACCCUUAUGUGCCUUGCAGAGAGUUGGGCUUGUCUUUCCAGAAAGGAGACAUUCUCCACAUCAUCAGUCAGUCAGACCCCAACUGGUGGCAGGCUUACAGGGAUGGAGAUGAGGAUAACCAGCCGCUGGCUGGACUAGUACCAGGGAAGAGUUUUCAGCAGCAGAGAGAAGCCAUGAAACAAACCAUAGAAGAAGACAAGGAGCCUGAGAAGCCUGGGAAGCUUUGGUGUGCAAAGAAGAACAAGAGGAAGAGAAAGAAGCCGUUGUACAACACUCACAAGAAUGAUGAUUUUGAUAAUGAGGAGAUUCUCACCUAUGAGGAGAUGGCUCUGUACCACCAGCCAGCCAAUAGGAAGCGGCCUAUUGCACUGAUUGGCCCAACCAGCUGCGGACAGGGAGAACUUAGGCAGAGACUCCUCAACAACCAACCAGAACGUUUCGCUGGAGCUGUACCUCACACCACGAGAAGCCGUAGAGAAGGAGAGCUGGGUGGUCGAGAUUACCACUUUGUCUCUCGUCAGACAUUUGAGGCCGAACUGUCAGCUGGGAAGCUGAUCGAAUCUGGUGAUUUUGAGAAGAACUUGUAUGGGACCAGUUCAGACUCAGUGAGGCAGGUCAUCAACACUGGAAAGAUCUGUGUGCUCUGUCUCCACACACAGGGAAUGAACAGCGGUGACGCAGCUGUGGAUUUGGAAAGAAAGUCUCUGAGCUCGGCCUGCGAGCGAGUUCCUGUGCGCUGCCUUUUCAAGUUAAAAACAAAAAUAGUCUCUAUCAAAGCUCUAAAGGUGCUGAGGAGUUCAGACCUGAAACCUUACAUCAUCUUUAUAGCUCCACCCUCCCAGGAAAGACUACGCGCCCUGUUGGCUAAAGAGAACAAGAACCCCAAGCCCGAGGAGCUGCGGGACAUUAUAGAGAAAGCGCGAGAGAUGGAGCAGAGCUGUGGUCACCUGUUUGAUGGUGUCAUCGUCAACACAGACCAGGACAAAGCCUUCACCGAGCUGCUACGACUCAUCAACAAACUGGACACUGAACCUCAGUGGGUGCCCUGCUCCUGGCUGCGCUGAAAACACACACACACAUCAUUCACAGAGCCCAUUUCUUCACAUUUCUCAAACUGGACCUCCUUUUACACAAUGUGCUGUGCUGAUGUUUAUGACCUAACAUUACGGUUGAUGUAUGGAAUAACAGGAAUGAGAGAUGUUGAGAAUAAAGUCGUAAUAUUAGUAUUAUAUAUAUAUAUAUAUAUAUAUGAUAUUAUUAAAUCGAGUGUCACAACAUCAUUAGAAAAUAAAUGUCUUGAAAAAUUCCAACUUCCAAGUAAAAUAUUGUUUGCAGGGUUAGGGUUAGGGUUAUUUCAUAAUUUGGGGGAUUUCCUUGCAAUUCUGACUUUAAUCUUAACUUUGAACACUUUUUACACACGAACAAUGCAGCAGCAGAUUGUCUGCUCAGACGAGUUCACAACACAGAACUCUCUUGUGAGUUCGGGUGGGGCAGCAGGCAGAGGCAGGAAGUUGCAUAUCAAUUCUGCUCAAACAAUCAACUGUUUUUUUUUUCACGGCAUAUAAACACUGGCACUCGGCCCUUAUCACCAAAAACUCUCCUGACCUCUUCAUCUGUGUCUUUUAUGUGUAUGCCACUGCUUUUUCAUCCUGAGAUAUUCUUAUUAUUUGAGGCCUUCUGCAGAAAGUCCUGAGGUUCUCACUGGCCAUUCUCCAGAAAAGAUGUAUGUGAGACCACUUAUGUCUGAGAUUAUCCAGAGUUCCAUGCAUGUCUGAAAGCAGCGUAAGAUUUCUUAUUUUUAUAACUGGAAGAUGUUUCUCUUGUUAAAUUAUUAUUAAUUAAUAACUUCCUGUCAAAACUAACUUUUAUUCUACAGUUGUGAUCAUGACACAACCAUUCAUUCUUAAAACAAUAACGUAAUAUUUUGAGUUGAAGUCAAAUUAUACAAUGUUCAUACUCGUUUUUAUUCUUAAUUCUUUUUUAAUUGUCAGUUUCUCAUAAAACUACAACUUCACUAAUCAUUACACGUUUCAUCUUCAAAAUAAGGUUUUCUGGUGAUACUAUGACUUUAUUCUCAGAACUAUUUGUUUCAUUACAGGCCUUUCCUCCAUGACUUUAUUCCUGCAUAAUCUUUUUUCCUUAAAAAAGUACAACUUCUCCAGAAGUUGGUGACUUAAAUUAAUUCCAUCUACAUCACAGCCAUUUCGCCUAACACUGACCGUAAUACAUUUUGUAGAGAUUACAUCCUCUCCACACUCUUAACCUGGUGUCACUGAUAAUAACACAAAAUGGACACAUUUUAGUUCAUUGACCUACUGUCAUGAAAGGGAGGGAAACCUUUCUUUUUGUGACAUUGUUAUGACAGUUAUUUCUGUCAUCCUGAAAUUUAUUUUUCUUUCUUGUUUUGUUCUUUAUCAGAGAUGCUGGACCUUUUUCAUGGUGCCUCCUUAGACUUUACCCUGUAAUCAUUUAAAUUAUGACACACAAAUCCUUUUAACUUUUACAGUCCAGAUGAUCAAUGUAAACGUCUGAAUUUGAGUUUAAACAUCUGAAUUUGAGUUUAAACUUCUUAAUGCUGGGUUAGAUAUGUAAAAAUGUGCAUAGAUCCCCCUAGUGAGAAGUAAAUGUGAAACACACACACAAACAGACAUUAAGAUGAAUACACAGACAGACAUUAAAUAUACACACACAGCCAUUUAGUGCAUAUAUAAAUUCACGCUGAGCCACUACAUUUGUUGCUACGAAUAACACACGUGUCCUCUACGUGCACACCACAGCGUGCGUUAGCCACUGAGGUCCCCUCGUUCUGCGGGAGUUGGACAAAGGCCUUAAACUGCAGCCUUCUGGACCCCGACUGACUGACUUAUUGACUCACUCACUGGUUAAUGUAAACACAAUUACAAUAAACAGUAAAAUAAACACAGCACUUGAUAUCACUUUUUACUUGCUCACUUUGUUUUCCUGACUGACCAAUGACAGCUCUCCAUGUCAGCUAACCUGUCUGAUCACAUUCAAGUAGUGCUCUGAGCCUGAGCCCUGAGGGACAACUGGGUGAAGGACAGUUAUAGUUUUUAGUUGAGUUCCUGAUCGACACCAGUUCUAAAUUUAUUAUGUAAUAAGUGUGCAGGCGUGUGUGUGUGUGUGAAUGGUUCUGUGUGUGUGCUUGUCUGUAAAGAUGGUGUAUGAAGUAGACCUGACUUAUUAUCACUGUUAUCACUGUUUAGAGCAUAUAUAUAUAUAUAUAUGUAUAUAUACAUAUAUAUAUACUAAAAAAAGCUAAUGCUUGAAAUAGAAGUCCAGAAUGCACCAAUAGAAUUGCAGGUUACCUUGUGCCUCCCUGUCAUUGGUCCAGGAGGUAGAGGGAGGGCAGGGGAAAGUGAAUGAACUGUAUUGAAUGUAAAAUGAAAUUUCCUGUGUAUCAGAUAUCACAUGUUCCUGAGAGAAUCUGCUUUUUGUAUGAAUAUUCACAACAAAUAAAUAAUAGAUGAUUGCUACCAAA